Molecule: messenger RNA, 894 nt
Organism: Drosophila takahashii
Lineage: Eukaryota; Metazoa; Arthropoda; Insecta; Diptera; Drosophilidae
Product: hatching enzyme 1.2
Biological process (GO): proteolysis
Molecular function (GO): zinc ion binding; metalloendopeptidase activity
Source: RefSeq, a predicted model, not a curated record
AUGGAAAACUCGCAAAGUAAACCCGGUCUCCUCUUGUUCCUAGUUAUUCUGGGUAUUUCUCUGGGCGGAACUAUGCCCCUGGAGGACAUGGACUCGCAGGAAAUGAUUGACUUGACAGAUCUUGGGGAUACUGUCUUUGGUAAUCCGGAUGUGGAAACCACGGGCGCUUUGGUCGAGGCUCACAACGAGGGAUCCCCGCAGAACCCCGAGGAACUGGGCACCUAUUACGAAGGUGACAUAUUGAUCCCCUUGAGCUACAGAAAUGCUCGAUUCAACGGCUCUCGUAAUGGCAUUUUGGCGCUGAGUUCCCGCUGGCCGGGCGGCGUUGUGCCCUACGAGAUCAAAGGACCUUUUAGCAGCCAGGAAAUGGGCAAUAUCAAUCAUGCUUUUAAGGAGUACCACACCAAGACCUGUGUGCGUUUCAAGCCCAGGACCACCGAAAAGGAUUACAUCUCCAUUGGAAGCGGAAAGUCUGGUUGCUGGAGUAGCAUCGGUCGCUUGGGUGGCCGCCAGGAGGUGAAUCUGCAGUCGCCCAACUGCCUCCGAACUUAUGGAACUCCGAUCCAUGAGCUGAUGCACGCCUUGGGCUUCUUUCACGAGCAGAAUCGCCACGAGCGGGAUUCCUAUGUCCGCGUGAUGAGUGACAACAUUAAGCCCGAGAUGAUGGCCAACUUUGAGAAGUCCAGCUCCAGGACUCAGUCGGGAUUCGGCGUGGAGUACGACUACGGCAGUGUGAUGCACUACUCGGCCACCAGCUUCACCCGGAAUGGACAGCCCACUCUGAAGGCACUGCGAUCCUCUUCCGAUGCCAGCCAAAUGGGCCAACGACGAGGAUUCUCCGCCGGCGAUGUGCGCAAGAUCAACGCCAUGUACAAGUGCAAGGUUUAGAUGAAA